AAUCUCUGAUCCUUAUCCAACUCUCCAUAGAUAUCAUCCCAAAACCGCUCAACACAGAAAAACAAAGCAACCAUCAUCAUAACUAGGGAAGAAGAAAAUAUGGCAACAAUAAGUGGUCUAAGUCUCUCAAACCCUAGGCUUCUCUUCAACUCACCGGGAUUUCCACAAACCAUCAAGAUCUCCUCAGCAUCGUCGCUCUCAACACGCCAAACCUUAACUGGAUCAGGUAGGAUGAAGAUAGUUCAACCUGUUCGUGCUGCACCAGAACAAAUAUCGAAGAAGGUGGAGGAGAGCAUAAAGAGCGCGCAAGAGACGUGUGUUGAUGAUCCAGUUAGUGGAGAAUGCGUGGCGGCGUGGGAUGAGGUGGAGGAACUGAGCGCGGCGGCGAGCCAUGCAAGGGAUAGGAAGAAGGAGUCUGACCCGUUGGAGGAUUACUGUAAGGAUAACUCGGAGACUGAUGAGUGCAAGACUUAUGAUAACUGAGAGAGAGAGUGUGUAAAAGUGAAACUGUUGCUUUAUAUGAUGAGUAUAAUGAACAUGAUGAGAUUUGAGAUUGUGUGUGUAACUUUAUGCAUGUUUAUAUUAGCAUCAUAGGUUAUAUAGCAUAUUAGAAGAUAAUUGUAAUUUAAAUUAAGAGAUUUCUG
Molecule: messenger RNA, 644 nt
Organism: Lathyrus oleraceus (garden pea)
Lineage: Eukaryota; Viridiplantae; Streptophyta; Magnoliopsida; Fabales; Fabaceae
Product: calvin cycle protein CP12-2, chloroplastic
Exons: 1
Coding region: 100-483 (127 amino acids)
Biological process (GO): negative regulation of reductive pentose-phosphate cycle
Cellular component (GO): chloroplast
Source: RefSeq, a predicted model, not a curated record